AAGUACAUGUACCUCUCAACCCCUCCCCCUCCAUUUUCUCAAUUUCAGGGGUCCAAGAGGUACAUUAGGUAUUUAAUUACUUACCAUCGAGAGGCGCAGCUGUCAACGCAGACGAAGACGCUACUUUUUACAAAAUUAAAGACACGCGUCCCAAACUCAAGAUUCAACUUCGUCUUCCUCACUUCGUCAACUCUCCAAUUGUGUCUAAGGAAAGGAAAAAAAAAAACCAACUAAAAUUCCAAUAUGGACGCCGGUGCCCCCCCUUAUCCUCCCCUAGAGGACCGCCCGAUCAAGAACACAAUCGCCCUCUUCGAUGUAGACGAGACACUGACGCCGGCGCGUCGUGCUGCUUCGCCCGAGGUUCUUCGCACGCUCGAGCGACUACGACAGAAGGUCGCCAUCGGAUUCGUGGGUGGAUCGAAUUUUCCCAAGCAGCAAGAGCAGUUAGGCGCUGCUGACCGCCCUGUCACCACCAUGUUCGACUUCUGCUUUAGCGAGAAUGGUCUGACAGCCUACAAGAUGGGUGCCGAGUUACCCUCAAAUAGCUUCAUCAAGUGGCUAGGCGAGGACAACUACAAGGAGCUCGCCAACUGGACCCUACACUACAUUGCCGACCUCGACAUCCCCAUCAAGCGCGGUACUUUUAUCGAGUUCCGCAACGGCAUGGUCAACAUCUCCCCUAUCGGCCGUAACGCUAGCACUCAGGAACGCAACGAGUACCAGGCAUAUGACGAGAAGCACAAGAUCCGAGAGACUAUGGUGGGCAAGAUGAGGGAGAAGUUUGGCCACUUAGGUCUAACGUGAGUUAAUAUAGAAUAAAGUGAAGGAAGGGAAGGAAAUAGCAAAUAGCAUAAGCUAACUUGCCAAAUUAAACUAGCUUCUCGAUCGGUGGCCAAAUCU
Daldinia loculata is the source of this 900-nucleotide messenger RNA. RefSeq names its product eukaryotic phosphomannomutase-domain-containing protein. The transcript has a single exon. Gene Ontology annotation, molecular function: phosphomannomutase activity. Gene Ontology annotation, biological process: mannose metabolic process; protein N-linked glycosylation; GDP-mannose biosynthetic process. The annotation marks the transcript as partial. The record is from RefSeq and is a predicted model, not a curated record. Gene Ontology annotation, cellular component: cytosol. NCBI's taxonomy places the organism in Eukaryota, Fungi, Ascomycota, Sordariomycetes, Xylariales, Hypoxylaceae.